Messenger RNA from Dipodomys spectabilis (banner-tailed kangaroo rat), 2099 nucleotides. RefSeq names its product malonyl-CoA decarboxylase (gene Mlycd). The record is from RefSeq and is a predicted model, not a curated record. Lineage: Eukaryota; Metazoa; Chordata; Mammalia; Rodentia; Heteromyidae. The coding region runs from base 28 to 1530 and encodes 500 amino acids. Gene Ontology annotation, cellular component: mitochondrial matrix; peroxisomal matrix. The transcript is spliced from 5 exons. Gene Ontology annotation, biological process: positive regulation of fatty acid oxidation; acetyl-CoA biosynthetic process; malonyl-CoA catabolic process. Gene Ontology annotation, molecular function: malonyl-CoA decarboxylase activity.
GCCCCUCCGCAGCUCAAGCCCGGUGCCAUGCGAGGCCUCGGGCCAGGCCUGGCGGCGCGGCGCCUCCUCCCGCUGCGCUUCCCCCCGAGGCCGCCGCGGCCCCCGGGGCCCCGGCUGUACAGCGGGCCUCCGGCGGCGGCGGCGGCCGGCGCCUCGGAGCGGGCCAUGGAGGAGCUGCUGCGCCGCGCCGUGCCGCCGACGCCGACCUACGAGCUGCGCGAGAAGACGCCGGCGCCCGCCGAGGCGCAGUGCGCCGACUUCGUGAGCUUCUACGGCGGCCUGGCCGAGCUGGGCCCGCGGGCCGAGCUGCUCGCCCGCCUGGCGCAGGGCUUCGGCGUGGACCACGGCCAGGUGGCCGAGCAGAGCGCCGGGCUGCUCCAGCUGCGCCAGCAGCCGCGCGAGGCGGCCGCGCUGCUGCAGGCCGAGGACCGGCUGCGCCACGCGCUCGUGCCGCGCUACCGCGGCCUCUUCCGCCUCAUCGGCCGGCUGGACGGCGGCGCGCGCUUCCUGGUGCGGCUGCGCGCGGACCUGCUGGAGGCGCAGGCGCUCAAGCUGGUGGAGGGGCCGCACGUCCGGGAGAUGAGUGGGGUGCUGAAAGCCAUGCUGUCAGAGUGGUUUUCUUCAGGCUUCCUGAACCUCGAAAGGGUCACCUGGCAUUCACCCUGCGAAGUGCUUCAGAAGAUCAGCGAGGCCGAGGCCGUGCAUCCAGUGAAAAACUGGUUGGAUAUGAAGCGCCGUGUGGGGCCCUAUAGGAGGUGUUACUUCUCUUCUCACUGCUCCACCCCUGGCGACCCCCUGAUUGUUUUGUAUGUGGCACUGACCAGUGACAUCACCAACAACAUCCAGGCCAUCGUAAAGGACUGCCCUCUGUCGGAGACAGAGGAGAAGAACAAGAUUGCUGCGGCCAUCUUCUACUCCAUCAGCCUGAUCCAGCAGGGACUGCAGGGCGUGGAGCUGGGAACGUUCCUCAUAAAGCAGGUGGUCAGGGAGCUGCAGAAGGAGUUCCCUCACCUGGGGGCGUUCUCCAGCCUGUCGCCCAUCCCUGGCUUCACCAAGUGGCUUCUGGGGCUCCUGAGCCCGCAAACAAAGGAGCACGGGAGGAACGAACUGUUCACAGACUCGGAGUCCAGGGACAUCGCCGAAGCCACGGGCGGCCCCGCUCACGAGACCCUCAAAACCUACCUGAGCAGCAAUGAGUGGGUGAAGUCGGAGAAGCUGGUUUGCGCGCUGCAGGCGCCCCUCAUGAGGCUGUGUGCCUGGUACCUGUACGGUGAGAAGCACCGCGGCUACGCCCUGAACCCUGUGGCCAACUUCCACCUGCAGAACGGGGCCGUGCUGUGGCGCAUCAACUGGAUGGCGGACAGCAGUCCCAGGGGCCUUACCAGCUCCUGUGGCCUCAUGGUCAACUACCGCUACUUCCUGGAGGAGACGAGCACCAACAGCGUGGCCUACCUGGGCUCCAAGACCAUCAAAGCUUCCGAGCAGGUCCUGGGCCUGGUGGCCCAGUUCCAGAAGAACAGCAAGCUCUGAGCCUGCCCCCAAGGUGCCGCCCCCAGGACAGGGUUGUGUUGUGGGUGGGACCUACCCAGACCCACUUCUCACAGGCGCUGAGUGGAGGCGCAGCUGGGCUGUACCACCCUCCCUCGGCAAGGUGCUUGGCAAGGCUCUGCCGGCUGUCCCCGCCCUGGUGAAGAUGCGCCCCCUGACGGGGAUGGUGCCGUGCCCACGCCCCGGGGGCCCUGGGCCCUCCAGAGCCUCUGCUGCCGCCUUUGGUGCCAGGGCGUCUCAGAAGCAGGCUGCGGCCCGGGUGAGAGCAGAUCUCCUGCGGGCGGACAUCAGCCCGCCCUGGCUGUUCGGUCAUUGUUCUCCACGCAGUACAAAAGGAAAGCUGCGUUGCCUUUUACCAGCUCACUUGCACGGCUCAGAACCGUGAAAAGUUCCAGACUGUACGUAAAGUGUAGUCAGUUAAAUCAAACAUGGAAGACGUGUCUGCGGGACGCCUCCGCUGGGUUUUAGGCUUUAAAAUCACGGUGAUUCAGGUUCAUAGUGAACUAAAUAGUAAAGAACAAGUUUGUUCAAUAAAGUUUUCAGUGUGAUUA